Messenger RNA from Acanthaster planci (crown-of-thorns starfish), 6169 nucleotides. RefSeq lists its product as uncharacterized. Lineage: Eukaryota; Metazoa; Echinodermata; Asteroidea; Valvatida; Acanthasteridae. The record is from RefSeq and is a predicted model, not a curated record.
UUUUCCAAGGUUUAACGUUGAAACUUUGGCAUUCAGCUCGGGGGACCAUUUAUGAACUGUCUAGUCUAGUCUCGUUCGUGUCGUUUGGCCCGUCAGUGCGCCACAGUUGGUUCUCCAAACGUGCCACCCGCUCAGUCUGUGAUUCGCACACCCGCGACGUAGCGGGGAAACAUUGCUGGAAAGUCUGGACAAAGUUGCUUGGAUACAGGCGGAACUCGUCAACCCUCUGUCUACAAAUCAGCGAAAAUUAGACGCAAUUUGGGAAGGACUCAGUUAUCAGAACUUCGCAGUCCAAUCGGACGUUAUUUUUGUGGGGUUGAAACCCAAACCUCACGAUGAGCGUGCAGAGCCAGCGAACUGGCGCAUGCAAGAGCGACAUCGACCCGAUCGGUGUUUCACCCGGCCCGGCCAGCGACGAGUCUGCCAUGACUCAGACGCUUAAUACCGGCGGAGAAGCCUCUUCGACCUCGGGCGCCGCUGCAGACUGCAGUAUGGCCACCGAUAGUGGAGGAGGGGAGGAUUCUCCCAGAGACUACAAUAAGCGUAAAUACCACGCCAGUAAAAUGGAUCUCAACCUGAAGAUCCUUCGAGAUCAAAUGGCGAACCUAACGUCUUCUGGCAGCUCGCUGUCCCGUCAGUUGGCAUCCAUGCAUCGUAACAUUCAGGAGAUAAAGGAUGACGAUGACGGUGAGGAAGCCGACUCUGAGUAUGAGUCUGAUGACGAGCAGAAACCAGGCAACAUCAGGGACGCUGUAGACACUGAGGACGAUGUCAACAAGAUGAGCGACUUGGAGAAAGACUACAGCGAGCCCAAGCUGAAAAGAUCGGUGUCUACCUCCAGCCGAAGCAAGAAAUCAAAGACCGGGUUGCGAGACCCCAUCGCCAACGAGGCGACCGAUGGAAGUCAGGCAAGGCGGAACGGAAGCUGGUCCAACAGCCGCCAGGAAUCUGUCGAGUCUUAUCCUGACUCAGACAGCGAGUGCAGCCAAUGUCUGUGUUGCAACUCCAUGGCUUCUUACAGUAGCACCCCAUGGAGGUACAUAAGCCGAGGAGAGGGUUCCACCAUGGAUGAGGAGAGUGACAGCUCGGAAUACUUCUCAGACGAUUCUGAGUACUCCACCACGACCUCCAACAUGCCCUCCGUUGACAUCCACAAACGUCUCAGCCCCUUCUACUGCCCAAGCGAUCAAGCGGAAACUGGGUCGCGAGGUGACAGUGAGGAGGGGCGAUUUGAUGAUGCCGACCACGAACCGGUUGUUGAUCAUCGCAUGAGCCCGUUGGGCUGCGAAAGUCCACGGAAAAGUAGUUCUCAACCAGACCUGCCGAGCAUGUCCCAUAAAUCUGACACAAUGGUUGUUGAAUCAGACAAACCCAAACCUGAAGAGAAAGUAGAAGAGGCAACAGGAAGUCAGGAAGAUGAGAAAGCAGUCAAAGCAUCUUCCCUGAUCGGACUGUUUAAAGCACAGGAAUCUAAGGCCAAGGAGGAAGAAAAGGCCUCAGUGGCUAAGGCCAAACGAGUCGAAGAGCUUCGCCGCAAGAACUCGGAGAUCCGUAUCAAAAACGAGCAAAAACGGAGAGCUGAGCUUGAAGAAAAGCUGAAGAAUAAAGCUAAGGUUGACACGGUCUCACCGAAAACAUCGCCUCUCGUGUCGGAGAAUGACGACAGUGAAAAGGUGAACGUCAAAGAUAGGAUUAGCAGUUUCGAAGGUCAAAAGAAGACCAAAGACAAAGAGAAAACUGAAGAGGCCGGAAAGAAGGAAUCCAAAAAAUCGGAAAAUGUAGAAAAGGGGACGAAUACAGACCCAGAUUCCGUACAGCAAAUGCCAGACGUGAUACCUGACGUCACAGACGAAAAAAUCAGCCAGGAACUCACAGAAGCCCAGGGUGAUCACGACCAACAUAAGUCUCACAAAUCCAAACACCACAAGAUUGCUAAAACGACGAUUGAAAUCCCCGUCUCGUGCCUACCCGAGGAAAUCACCAAUCCGGAGCCCGGAAUGACCUCCGACCAGCCCACCAUGAUGACUUUCCAGGUGAAAGCAGGAGAUGUGGAAGCCAUGAAAGGUCCUAUUCUUGUAUCCCGAAGUCCCAAGCCCAAGAGAAAGAUGUCAAAGACCGUCGUCAGGUUAUCCUCAACUGACGCUUCACCGUCCAGCAUAUCGGAGUCGACGCUAGUACCGGACACCAACACGGUGCGCGCGGCCUCCAACAAGCCGUCUGGCCACUCGCACGGUGUCUGCCCGCACUGCAAGAAGAGCAAACCAGGUGAGUCUAAGAGGGUCGUGAAGGUUCUCCAGCUCCAGCCGGUACCGGAGAGUCCAGAACUGCCGCCGAUACCGGACACGAAUCUUGCCGGGAAUUCCGCACAAGUCUUCCAGCAGCAGCCAGGCGGCCGCGUCAUCAAGAUGAUACCGAGCAAGAGGCCCAACGUGUUGCAGAGGCAACAGUCAAGCGAGGACGGGGUCGUCUUUCGCUUCAACAUGGGGAUGCCGGAGAACGCGCCCCUCCAAGUCGGCGAUUUCAUCCGCAUCCCUAUACAACCCCAGCAGCAGUACCCACCGCAGCAGGUCACGCACGUCCAACAUGCAGGCGGUGGUGGAGGUCUGGUCAUCCGCACGGGAGGUCCACCCAGACGGCAUCAAGAGGUGAUCACUUUCCGCCAGUCCUCUUCCCGCCCCACCGGCGACAUCCGAGUCCAGCAAGGUCAGAAUCCGACGUCCGGUGUGACUGUCCAUACCAGCCAGCCAGGAGUUAGAGUGAUGCCUAGCGAAGGAGGAGGCGUGAGGCUCGUGUUUGGAUCUUAACUUUCAUCAGCAUCAGUAUGGUGAGAAAAGGUUUCCCCUGGUUACUCAAAGGUUUGCUUUUCACUUCGCAGAUAGUGAUAUAACUAUUCGGUAGUUGAACACCAGAAGUCAUACCUUUUAGUUAAAGCAUAUUUUUCAUAUCGGUGGCCACAAGUUUUUUUACUAAAGCCCACCACUAAACUGCAAAUGUCUGGAAAACCUUUACACAAAGUAAAUGAUAGAAAAAAUAAAAGGGUACAGAAUCAGAUCACGUCAGACUAUAACUUUACGUGACUGCUGAGACUCAGCUGAUCGUUAAUUGUUCAGAGACAUUUAGCUCAAAGAGGACUACUGGUACUCAUUGUGAACGAUGAAGCCAGUGCGCCAAGUUGAGAAAAACAAUACCGUUUAUGAAAGGAACGCUAAAGAAGAUAAGUAAGGGAUUUUCGACUGGUUUUUUUUAUUUAUUGUACUUUUUCAUUUCAAGGAUUUUUAAAGUUUGUGUAAAUAAGAUAAAGAGUGUCUUUCAAUGUUUGAAUUUGAAAUCAAGAUUCCGCGGUGUGGGUAUGAUAAUGCUGAAUUUCGCGAUAUACUGCAUGUAGUUAGUCAGCUUUGCAAGUUUUGUACAUGUAGUUUAGAGCAAUUUCAAUCUGAACACGAUGUUUGCUUAAAUUUCGGGAAGAGGUGGUCAAAGAAAGGGCACAAGUAAGGCAUCUUGAGAUUGAUGAACCAAAAUGAUCACGAAAUUGGCGAUCAAACUGUAAAAAUCGUCAAUAAUGAAAUAAACACCAUGUGACAUGACAUGUACAGUGAACCAGCCAUUGGAGAUAUAGACGCCACGUGAACACCAUGAACAGUUUAACAUUGCGCUGCUCCACGUGUAGUUCAUUAAUUCAAAUGAAAACGUGCGUCUUCCAUUUGUAGUCAGUGCCUUAAUGUCUGGAAACAUCUUACUUUUAUAUCGGAAUUCUUAGUAUCACUAGGAGAUCGUCAGUCUAUUAACCAUUUUCACACAACAGAUGAAAAGUGUGACCUGAAAUGGAAAUCGGGGGAAAGCAACAUGGAAUUCGAAAACACGCGUGCGCAAACAACGUAUUAAUAGAACUUUUAGUUAUCACCAUGGAUCGCUCGUUUCAUGUGGUCAUAGAAACUUCAGAACUUUCAUGGUUGUGCAUCUACAAGUGAGCAUCAUUCCAUCGACAUCGUGAAAAUUUUGGAGAUUUCACAUAAACUGUUUCAGAACAAUAAUUGUGGCACGGUUGUCACCGUGGGUGGAUAGCGAAUGAUGUGUUUUUCCGAGUUGCACUUUUCACGGCUGUGUACGGAAUCUUGCAAUUGAGUGCCUCACGCCUUCUGUUAUUAAUGAGCUACGGUUCCCGGUGAUAUCAAUUUUGGGUCAUGCUCUCGCCUGGGACAAUGCAGGCGCAGUGACAUUUGGAAAGCUAACGAUCACAUACCGAGCCGAAGUGCCUGGCUAAUUCUCUGAUCUUUGCACGGACCCUCACCCUCACACGCACGACGUGCAUUGCACGCACCUGGCCGGCCAGGUGCGUACAUGUUUAGUGAAUGUCACCUCUGACGUGCUAAUUUGUAUCGCAUUCCAACGGAGUAAUAUGGUUUUAAAUGUUGAAAUUUUAUGAUCAGUUACGGACAAAAACGUAUCCAAAAAUAUAGAAUCAACUUCUGGCAGUGGCGAUGCCAAGGGGGGAGGGGACUGCGACUGCCCCCCGAGACAUUUGCUCCCCCCCCCCCGAAAAGAGAGGGAGCUCUCCAAGCCAUCUGUAGUGCGUUCAUAAUGCGUUACUUUAGGGUGCAUGGACAUAUAUCUAUUUCACAAUGAAUUUCUUUAGGAGCCGUCCAUUAUUCAAAUUUAGUGGCGUAGCUUGGGGACAACUGCCCCCCUUGGGGAACCCCCCCCCCCCGAGCCAAGCGAACCACCGACCUCAGGUGUUGUUUAAUAGUCGGGCAAAAAAGUGUACUUAUUUGUCAUGGAUAUUUGAUGGUCUGGUGGUGCUUGAUAAAGUUUUGAACGACAUUAAAACAUUAAAGAAUUCAUCGGUGGCGUUGGUGAACUUGAAGUACAUGUACCAGACGAUAUUUCGUUAUGCACGCAGUGCAAUGGACAUAUUCGAGUAGGCUUGGAUGUCUCUUGAUAAACAGACAUGCACAGCAGAUAUAAGGGGAAACAUUUGAUCGAAGAUUUAUCGCAUGAGACAUGAAAUGUUCUUUUUGAUAGUAAGUGGCUAAGGAAUUAUGAAGAUAAACUGCUUUGUUAUUGACAGCUACAUCUUGAUAACUGAGGGCUUGAUGUAUCAGACGCCAUUAUGGUGCAAGAAAAAUUGUUAUGUUUAAUGAAAGCUGUAUACUUAAUUUGACUCUAAAAUAUUUCAGAAUAUGCAUUAACGAACGUAUAAAUAUUGUAUGUCGCAUCGGAUUGUUUCAUAUAAAAUUUGCAUAAGCGACUGUUUUCAUUAGUAUUUAAAAAAGGAACGGAUCUAAGACGACAGGUGUUACACUGUUCAACUUUCUGUGUGUUUUGUUUCUGGCUUCCAAGCGUGAUGGAUAUGAGGCUGCACCAAAGGUUACCGGUAUAUAGAGUUAAUGUUGGAUCCUGAUUCGACUUGCUCUCAGUUUUGUGUUCAUUGCUACAAUGUCAAAGAUGGCAAACAACAGUCUGAAUCCGUUCCUGUAAUACUUCUAUGCAAGUUCUGCAAAGUAAUGCACUAUGUACAUGUAUAUUGCCAGUUUCAUUACAGUUGUUAUUACGACCGCAGGCAUGGGUAUCCGACUCGAUGCUUAUUUAUGGUCAUUACCAGGCCAAAACUGAGAGGCUGGAGUAACUCUAGAAGACAUGUACAAUUCUCCUGGGGGUGUUCCAGACGAUUUAUCGAUAUCAUCAAAUCGGACGGCCAUUAUUCUGGGGAGCGUAGUUCACGAACCCUUGUAGUAAAAGAUUCAGGUUAUCCAUGCCUGUGGGCAGAUCUGGAACACCGAAGUGCAUGAAUGCAUGCGCACAAAUCUCACCUUCAAAGUUUGAAUUUUGUUGAUUGACCACAAAGGAAUAAGAACUGAUUCCUUGGUUAUAACGGUGAAAACGAUGCCGUCGCAAUUUGCACUAAAGUUGUUCGGUUUAUAUUUGUUUCGACAAAAGAACACAAAAAGAUGCCGUGCUUGAUUUUAAAUUCGUUCAUGUACAACUAGAUAUGGUUCAGUAUUAUAGAAACUGCAACUUUAUUUUAUAAAUAAUUACAAAUUCAAGCUUUUGCCUGCUUUUUCAAAUAUUUACUUUGAACAAAGUCUGUGUUGAUAUAUCACCAAUUCCGAUCUUUUGUUAUAUUUGAAAGUGAUUUAUUUUGCACAAGAUAUUAAAACCGUUUUGCCUUAGA